Molecule: messenger RNA, 2114 nt
Organism: Entrophospora sp. SA101
Lineage: Eukaryota; Fungi; Glomeromycota; Glomeromycetes; Entrophosporales; Entrophosporaceae
Source: the annotation of a GenBank genome assembly
ACUCAUUAAGCCAAGCCGAAAGGAAAGCCGAAAUUUUGGCUAUUAAUUAUGAUUAUUACCGUAAUAGUGCUGACAAAAUCGCUGCCGGUCAAGAGAUAAAUUGCGGAAAGAAUUCUCCUAAUGGCAAGCCUUCCUACUGUGCUUCUUGUCCUUCGUCCGCCGAACCCAAUAAAAAUAUUUCGAAAAAUGAAACUAAAAUUAGUCAAAGUAGCGUUAUAGCCGAAAUAGAAGCCAAAAAAAUUCAAUUACGAAAACUGAAAGUCGAGCAAGGUGAAAAUUCCGAGGAAGUGGGUGGCAGCAGUGGAAUUAAAUCCGAAGAGGGAAAAUUAGCCGAAACUAUCGACCGUGAUAAUCUUCGAGGAGAAAGACAUAACAAAUAUUAUUUAAUUUCUGCGAAGCAAGCCGAAUUGCAAAAAGAAGAAGAACAUUUAAAAAGUUUGGGAUUACAACGACAAAGAUGCUGGAUUGAAAGAUUGGAUAAAAAUAGCAUUCUUUUUGAAAACGAUAAAUUGCAUUAUGAUAAUAUGGAUAAAAUCCCGCCCUCAUUUUUGGAUAGUCUCCGAGCCCAAACCGAACGAGAAAAAGAAAUAAACGAUAAAGAAAUUGCCUUGCAACAAGCCAAAGCGAAUGGCGAGAGUGAAAUGGUCGCCCAAUUAGAACAGCAAAUCCAAGAAUUAAAAAAUCAGCAAAAGAGUAAUAAUUUAUCGGUUGAAAAUCCCACUAAAAACAAGUUAAUUAUUUAUUCGGUUAUUGGUUUAUCGGUGGCUAUCUUAAUCAAUGAAAAAAAUAUGCCCUUUGGUUCCGUUGGUUUUAAAGAGAUUUUACAGGAACUAGAAAAAAAUGACUGCCUGUUAGAAAAAAAACAUUUAGCAGAAUUUCAUCCCCUCAAUAAAUUAGGAGAAAAUAUAGUAAAAGUAAAAUUAAACCCGGCUGAUAAAUUAUAUACUGCAAAAAAAGAUUGUCUGGACGAAGUUAAAAGAUUAUUCACUACUAAUUUGAAUUACACUUAUAGUCAUAAAUAUUAUGAAAACGAGCAAGGCGAGGAUAUUGGCAUCGGAAAGAACCUCUUUGCUGAGGAAGCUCACGACAAAAAUCUGAGCCGUCACCAUCGCGAAGUCAGUGUUGAUACUGGUGAAUUAACUGAUGAUGGUAGUAAAAAAUUUUGUAAAAUUACUGUCAAUCCGGCCCAAAUAAUACGGGAACGAGACUGGCUCUUUGGCACUAACAACACUCCCAUAGUAACCAUGGCUAAUUAUCGGGAAAAAGUUCAGGACGCUCAGACCGCCGAGGAAGCUUUCCAAAAAGAAAGAGAGGAAACUAACGAGUUUUUGGACGGAGUCAAAUAUCAUGUUCGGACCAUGCUUCAACGAAUGGGUUGCAUUAACCAAGCAAUGAACGACACCACUGUGGCUGGUCGCCAAGCCCUACUCCAAAAAAAAAUUGGUGUGGACACCCUUCGAUUACAUGCUGUGUCGCCACCACCAGCACCGACCAAGCAGUCUGAAUCUCAACCCACUCCCAACCUGCCCAACAGUUCCGAGCCGGCUGAGGAUAAUUACCAAGGAACCACGGAUAUUCCCACAGCUCCUCUUUCGGAAGAAGAAACGGUCGCCAAAUUAGCCGAAGUGAAAAAAAAACUCGCCCAGGUUGAGCCAGCAGUGAAAGGUCAAGGCUCCCAGUCGCCGCAAGAGGCUCGCCAGACCCUCAGCCAACUAGAAAGACAAUUAAAACAAUUGGAAGAUAGCAAUGCCCCGUGGUCGUCAAUCGCCGAAUUAAAAGACCAAAUUGCCGGUUUAAGAAAACAAUUAGCUGACAUUGCCCCAAUUUUAGCUUCCAUUCAAGAAUUAUUGGCUAAAAAUACCUCCGUUUUGGAUAAGUACAAUCAUGGUGGUAAUUUUACCGCUCCUACUGCUAGUAUAACUGAAUUUCAUGAAAUCAAAAAUUAUUUACAAAGUGCUAAUAAAAAAGAACUUACCAGUCAAGAACUAUUAAACAUUAAUAACGAAAAUCCGAACAGUAAUUCGUCGCUACCAACUUCUUCCAGCAAGAAAGGACUUUAUAUUACUGGCGGGAUAAUUAUUGUCUUAGUGAUUAGCGGAGUAAUUUGGUUUUGA